This is a messenger RNA of Pangasianodon hypophthalmus (striped catfish), 2955 nucleotides long. RefSeq names its product kelch-like family member 40b (gene klhl40b). The record is from RefSeq and is a predicted model, not a curated record. Gene Ontology annotation, molecular function: protein binding. The coding region runs from base 167 to 2014 and encodes 615 amino acids. NCBI's taxonomy places the organism in Eukaryota, Metazoa, Chordata, Actinopteri, Siluriformes, Pangasiidae. The transcript has 6 exons.
CUUCUAGAUAGAGUUUGGGUGAAGUGUUGGGACAGCUGAGGAAGUCUGCUAACCAGGCCCUGCCUCAUUUUUCUGGAUUGGACACUGACAGAAGCAGAGCUGGCAUAAGUACUGCCUGAAAAACUGGAAGAACCUGAAUUGAGGUUGUCACAGAAUUCAAACAACCAUGGCUCUGCCGAUAGACCCCAUGGAGGAGCCUCGAAUAUACCAGCAGACGCUGCUGCAGGAUGGCCUCUGCGACCUGCUGGAAAAUGACACCAUGGUGGACUGUGUGCUGAAGAUCAAGGACAAGGAGUUCCCCUGCCAUCGCCUUGUGCUGGCUGCUUGUAGCUCCUACUUCCGGGCAUUUUUUAAAUCAGGUGUGGAAGCAAGCAAACAGCGUGAAAUUGUCCUGGAGGAUGUUGAACCUGGUGUCAUGGGUAUGAUUCUGAAAUACCUCUACACAUCAAGCAUCAAUGUGACUGAGCAGAAUGUCCAAGACAUCUUCGCUCUCGCCAACAUGCUCCAGAUCCCUUCCAUUUUCACAGUAUGUGUCUCUUUCCUGCAGAAGCGCUUGAGCUUGAGCAACUGCCUGGCCAUCUUUCGCCUGGGAUUGAUGCUCGACUGCCCUCGGUUGGCUAUCUCAGCCCGGAACUUCGCCUGUGAGCGUUUUCAGCUGAUCACACGAGAUGAGGAGUUCCUACAACUAAGUCCCAGCGAGUUAGGGGCCAUCUUGGCCUCGGACUCACUGAAUGUGGAAACAGAGCAGGCUGUAUUUGAGGCUCUGAUUAAAUGGGUGGGCUGUGACAAGGACAAACGUCUUGAGGAACUCCCAACACUACUGGACUGUGUGCGCUUCCGACUCGUCCCUGAAGACUAUUUUGCAGAGCAGGUGGAGCAACACGAGUGGCUGCGAUCUAACCCAGAAAUUACCAAGAAAUUGCAACUGGUCAAAGAUGCUCAUGCUGGGAAGCUUCCAGAGGCCAAGAAGACCUUGACAAAUAAGAAAAGCAAGGAGAAGAAGACAGAGGAAGAUGGUGAAGAGGAAGAAGAAGAUCAGGAAGAGUUACUUCCUGGAAUCCUGAAUGAUAAUUUAAGGUUUGGCAUGUUCCUUAGAGACUUAAUAUUUAUGAUAAGUGACACAAGUUCAGUGGCUUACGACCCUACAGGAAACGACUGCUAUGUGGCGUCAAUAUCCAGCCAGGUUCCAAAAAAUCACUGCAGCAUUGUAACCAAAGAGAACCAGAUCUUUGUGGCUGGUGGACUUUUCUUCAAUGAACAGAAUGAAGAGGAACAGGUUAACUCAUACUUUUUACAGUUUGACCCCGCAAGUUCAGAUUGGCUAGGAAUGCCCCCCAUGCCCUCACCACGCUUCCUGUUUGCCAUGGGUGAAGCAGAGAACGCCAUCUUUGUAAUCGGUGGGAAGGAGUUAAAGGAGGGAGAACAAACUUUGGAUUCAGUCCUAGUUUAUGACAGACAAUCUUUCAAAUGGAAAGAGUCAGUUCCACUUCCCUAUGCGGUAUAUGGCCAUGGAACCGUGUCUCAUGAUGGAACUGUGUAUGUCAUAGGAGGAAAAGAAGACAGCAAACAGUGCUUGAACAGAGUUUGUGCUUAUGACACAAAGAACAGUGAAUGGAAGGAUCUUGCACCACUGAAGACUGCACGAUCACUGUUUGGCGUCACUGUUUAUAAGGGCAAGAUCUAUGUGGCUGGAGGUGUCACAGAGACCGGCCUCACUGGCACCAUGGAGGUUUACGACAUUAAAUCAAACAAGUGGUCUGAGUUUGUUGACUUUCCUCAGGAGCGCAGCUCCCUCAGCCUGAUCACAGUGGGUAAUGCCAUCUACGCUGUGGGUGGCUUCGCAAUGUUUCCAAGUGAAAACAGUGAAGAGCUCACACCAAGAGAGAUGAAUGACAUUUGGAGGUAUGAUGAAAGUGAGAGGAAGUGGAGUGGUAUCCUGAGAGAGAUUCGCUAUGCUUCAGGUGCCACCGUGUUGGGUGUUCGUCUCAACACACUGAGACUCACUAAAAUGUGAAACAUGAAACCAAUGGAACAACUGUUUGUACUCACUUGAGACCCAGUCUUUUUUCUUUUUUUUUUCAAUUUUUCUAAUAAAGUUCGGUUUUAUCAGACAGAAAGUGUGACAUAUGAGAACAAGAGCACUAAAAAACUGGAACUGUGCUUUUUUCCAUUGACCAGUUUUAGAUGUAUGUUUUUUAAAAUCACCAAGUUUGGCACCUGCAAGAACUUAUGGUACCUGGAGACACGGCUUUCAGCACUAUUCAUUGCUGAUUGGUUGUGCUUACUAUAUCAGACCAAAAACUGAAUAAAGGAAUGAAAACCCAGAAAAAUCAGGUGUAUGUGCUGUCAGUAGCAACAUUGUGCUGUUACAUUUCAUCUACUUGCAUGUUUCAUUUCUCAAAAAAUAUACUCAUACUAUAAAAAAAUAUAAAAUAUAUAUACUCAUACAGCACUAACAAUAUCAUUAUAGCAUAACUCCCAUCCAUAGAAACAGCUGUCUGAACAUAUUCGGUGUGACUUUAGAGGGCUUAGUAAGUUAACAAUGUCCCUAUUAUGCUAUUACCACUUUGUCAGAUUUUCUCAGUGGAGGGUUAGAUCAAAAUUAUUUUCAUUUCCUCAUGGUGCAGACUUUGGUUAUAACUUAGAAAAUUUAAAAACACUAUCAAUUAAUAUCAGUAAUUUUGUUUCAGCUUGGUUCAGUUCUUGUUUUUUACUGUGCAGGAAAAAGUCAUUAAAAUCUCUGGCUUAAUUUCAGAUAAAAUUAUAGUUUUACUGUUAUUACCAUUACUGUUAACAAUGUAUGUCAUCUACAGUAAUUAGAAUUAAAUUGCAGAAUAUUCUCCAUAAACUUGUUAUUUCUACCUAUUAUGGUGUUAUGAUUAGCACUAGGGCUGCAUAAUAAGACAGUAUAAUAUCAACAUUGUGAUAAAGUAUGUCAAAAUACACUUUUAUAAG